Emiliania huxleyi CCMP1516 is the source of this 1352-nucleotide messenger RNA. Its product is annotated as putative DEAD/DEAH box helicase. The transcript is spliced from 5 exons. NCBI's taxonomy places the organism in Eukaryota, Haptophyta, Isochrysidales, Noelaerhabdaceae. Gene Ontology annotation, molecular function: nucleic acid binding; ATP binding. The record is from RefSeq and is a predicted model, not a curated record. Gene Ontology annotation, cellular component: mitochondrion. The coding region runs from base 17 to 1150 and encodes 377 amino acids.
CGCACGUGGGCGUCCAAUGCCAGCGGCAAGCGGUCCGGACGCCGUCGCGAAGUCGUUUCCGUUUGAGCAGCUGACUCCGGUGCAGCAGGCCACCAUUCCGGCCGCCCUCGCCGGCCGCGACGUCAUCGCGCGCGCGAGGACCGGGUCUGGUAAGACGCUCGCCUUUUUGCUGCCCGCGAUCCAGCGGGUCGCGGCGGAUCCAGACCAGCCUGGCGUGCGGGCUGUCCUGGUCUCCCCCACGCGCGAGCUAGCCACCCAGACCGGCGCCGUGUGCGAGGCGCUGCUCUCCCACAUGCCCCGCGUGUCGUGCCGCUGCGCCGUGGGCGGGACGAGCGUGCACGGCGACGUCGCCGCCUUGCGCGGCUCACUCUGCCCCGGCAUACUCGUCGGCACGCCUGGCCGGCUCAACGACCUGCUGUCGGGCGGGCACGGCGCGGCGUCCGCCUUCGGCCGCGUCGCCUGCCUCGUCCUCGACGAGGCGGACCAGCUCCUCGCCCUCGGCUUCCGCCGGCCGGUCGAGGCGGUCGUUGCCUCGCUCCGGAGGGCUGCCCACCCGGCGGCGCCUCCGUGGCAGACACUCCUCUUCUCAGCCACCCUGCGCGGAGACGCCGUGACGGUCUCCCCGCCGGCGGCCCUCGCGGCGGAGCUGGUGCGGACCCUGCUGGCGCUGCGCUCGGACCCGGCCGCAAAGGUGAUUGUCUACGCCGGCGCCGCGCGCCUCGUCUCCUUCCUCGCCGCGCUCUGCCGCCGGAUGGGGCUCGGCGGCUCCGCGCCGCUCGAGCUGCACGCGCGGCUGCCUCACGCGGAGCGCGCGCUUGACUACCACGACGUGACUGCCGUCGUCCAGCUCGGCGCCCCGCCCGACCGAGCGACGUACAUCCACCGCGUGGGCCGCACCGGACGCGCCGGCGCUGCGGGACCCGGCUGCUUGCGCCGGCUGCGCUGGAGCAAGGAGGACGCCGUGCGCCACACGAACGCCUUCGCCGCCGGCGUGCUCGGCCUCGCCACGCCGCCGCCGCUCGACGCCGCGGCGCUCCAGCGGAUGGGCCUCGCCGGCGUGCGCGGCGUCGCGGCGAAGACAACGUCGCUCUCGUGCUUCUCGGUGGCGGGUAACGCGCCGCGCCACAAGGGGCGCUGCGACCUCGGCUGACGGGCGUCGCUCUGGGACCUGGGGUAAGUUGGCCGUAGCCCCGGCAGGCUGGCCCCACCUAGCGCAAUGCGCCGCGACCGAUAUGUGAGGGGGCGGCGCCCUCGGUACGAUGCCGCCGUCGCCACGCAAGAUCCUAGUGCGAUGUGCAGUGCGAUUUGCAUUUGGAAAUCACGUGUCUUCUUUGCAAAAUUCGCCGUGUUUU